Messenger RNA from Melanotaenia boesemani (Boeseman's rainbowfish), 2044 nucleotides. It is a transcript of the gene cdca7b, whose product is annotated as cell division cycle associated 7b. Gene Ontology annotation, biological process: regulation of DNA-templated transcription. The record is from RefSeq and is a predicted model, not a curated record. Lineage: Eukaryota; Metazoa; Chordata; Actinopteri; Atheriniformes; Melanotaeniidae. Bases 259 to 1434 code for a protein of 391 amino acids. The transcript has 10 exons. Gene Ontology annotation, cellular component: nucleus.
CUUUUAUACCUUGAGUAAACCCCACUUAAUCUAAACUUAUAAUUGACUAAUUAUGUGUAUAAUAUAAUGUCACGUGUUCAAAAUACGACUGUUGAACUCGAUGAGAUAGUUAUAUUUGUUAGCUUCAACGAUCACCCCUACUGUUACGUUCGUUGGAUAUCUCGAGGGGUUUGUUUUUUAAAUCUACCUCCUGUAUCGAUUUGAUUUUACGAGCUGAAACUCUCCGUUGCUGGUAAACGUGUUACAAAACGGAUAAAAAUGACUCUCACGUCAAAGGCUCCAUGUUUCAAAUCCAAGUUUAUAACUGCUGAGCUGGUGCGUCUGUUCAGCCAAUCCGACAGUGAGGAGGAGUUUGAAGGUUUUAGUGAGGAGGAAGAUGACCGAGGAUGUCAUAACACCAAGGUGGUGGAUUCAGAAGAGGGUAGCGAUGUGGACACAGGGUUUUACUCUGAUGGUGAGGAGCCCCCCCAAAAAAGGAGGAGUCUUUUAGUCGCGCUUAGGUUUCCAAUCAAAAGACAGUCUUCCCCCAAAAAAGAAUCAAAAGAGAAAAAAGCCAAAAAGCCGGUCAAAGAAAGUCCUCCGUCACAGAGAGCGAGAGGCAGAUGGACCAUGAAGAAGAAGCAGCAGCAGGAAAGUGCAGAUGAUGACGAUGAAGAUGAAGAGGAGAAGGAAGUUCUGUCUUCGAGCCUAACGAAACGAAACAAAAACAUCCAGGAAAACAAAGCAAUGCUGGCAAAACUGUUUGCUGAUCUGAGCUCCAUGGCUGACCUGACUCUGCCCACAACCCCACAGAAAAAGAAACGAGCGUCACAGAGGGCAACGCCACAGAAACGCAAGUUUGAAUCAGCUGUUGGGUCAGAAAGGAGGAACCCGUCCCGUAAAGCUCGUCCUCCUGAGAACUUUGCUGUGGAGGAAAAGAGUGAGCCGGUUAAUCACAGAACCCCCAGGACUGUGGACAUCAAAAGGCUGGUGGAGCAGGUGGACGAGGAGCGAGUUGGCGAGAAGCAGAAAAGAAGGACUUGCAGGAAGAGUCGGUACGUGGUAAGGUCUGUUGACGACAUCACCAAAGAGGACCUGGACAACAUAGCGUACCGCAGCAAAGACAAGAUCUGGGACAAAGAGAACGGCAGCUCGUGUCACCAGUGCAGACAGAAGACUCUUGACACAAAGACAGUGUGUCGCAGUGGUUUCUGUGUGGGGGUCAAAGGUCAGUUCUGUGGGCCUUGCCUGAAGAACCGCUACGGAGAGGAUGUGCGCACUGUUCUGCUUGACCCGAUGUGGUCGUGUCCGAUCUGCCGGGGAAUGUGUAACUGCAGUCUGUGUCGUAAGAAGGAGGGCCGCUGUGCCACCGGUAUCCUGGUGGGCUUGGCCCGCUACAGUGGCCACGACAAUGUCCACGAGUAUUUGGAGAGUAUUAAGAAGGAGCUGAAGUGAAAUCCAGAUACCUGAACAGCUGAUACCUGGAAGAGUUCUGGUGCUGCACAGUACUGUAGAAAACAUUUUAAUAUACUUCUUUUAGGUUAGAUCAUCUGUUUUAUUUUCCUUUUAAGUAACCUUAAGGUAAGGCACAUUUACUGUAUACUAUGUUUUAUAUAUCCUGAUUUGAGGCUGCAUAAAAUGCAUGUUUUUGGGGUUAUUGUUUUCUUUUUUUUUUUUUAAGCUAAUGCUCAGUUUUGAGUUAGACAUUUUAUUUGGUAAAUUUCUAAUAUCAAUGUUGGGUAAAUGUAAUGUCUUCCUCUGUGUAAUGUAUGCAAACUGGAAAAUGCUUUUCUACUUUUCUAAAAUUGAAAGACUUUGCACUGUUCUUGUCAGUCUACUGUAAUUUUAAUUAAAAAAUGGCAUAAUCAAAGCAAUGUACUAAGUUUCUUUUGCCCUUUUUUUUUUUUUGUUGUGGAGUCCAGAUGUUUUUAGCAGCUGAUAACAAUGAUGUCCAAAUUUGGUGGGUUGCAAAAGGACAAAAGUAUUCUCCCUCUUUGUAGUUUUUCCUCUGAUUCUCGUAACUGUAACGAGUCCAUGAUAACAAACAAAACAUUUUAAUUUCAGG